ACAGUCCCCCUCCCGCUCUCGAAUGCCACCGUCCGUCCUGAAGAGGGUGGUAAACCUCACUAGCCUCCUGUUUCUCUGGCGUUUCACGACCCGGGCCGCGAGUUUCGUGCCGCCGAGCCGACCCUUUUCAAGGCCAACGUCCUUGCAACCACGGCACCCCUCCUCGAGCACAUCCCUCCAGUCUGACGUGUGCUUCCCCUUCACCACCACAACGGCCGCCAUUGUCGCCGGCCGCCGCCGUAAGUAUCACCCUGCUGCCGGUGUCGAUUCUGGUCCUCGACGCAGUGGUGCUUCUCCCGCUUCCCUCUGUGCUGCUGCUGCUGCUGCUGCUGCUGCUGCCGGUACAGACGAGACCGACACCAUGGCCUUGGAGUCCGACAUGCCGGAGUUGAAGGUUGUGACGGUGGACCAGGUUCCUACGGUCAAGGCGGACCCCGUGGACCCUGUUGCUCGGGAGCAAGCGAAGGCGAUUGUCGACGACGUGGAGAGCGGCGGGACCAAGAGCCUGGUUGCGCAGGCGCUGCGACUGGGGGACAUCAAGAGCGAGAGCGACCCGUUGGUGCUGGGGCCAGCCGAGAUGAAGGCGGCGUUCGACGAGCUCCCCGAGGAGGACAGACAGGUUCUCGUCAGAACCAAGGAUCGCGUGGAGACUUUCGCGAAGGCGCAGCGCGCCGCCCUCACCGACGCUUCCGUCCCCAUCCCGGGCGGCAUGGCUGGUCACACCGUCAGCCCCAUGUCCGUCGCUGGCUGCUACGCCCCCGGCGGGCGGUACCCCCUGCCUUCGUCCGUAAUCAUGACGGCCGUCACCGCGAGAGCCGCCGGGGUUCCCAAGGUGGUUGUGGCAUCGCCGAGGCCCGCGGCCGCGACGGUGGCGGCGGCCCACGUGUCCGGGGCGGACGCUCUGCUCUGCGUGGGAGGGGCCCAGGCGGUGGCCGCCAUGGCUUUCGGGGUGGGCGGGGUGCCUCCGUGCGACAUCAUCGUGGGCCCGGGCAACAAUUGGGUCACCGCUGCCAAGUCGCUCGUCUCGGGAAGGUGUGCCAUCGACAUGCUGGCCGGGCCCAGCGAGGUCCUGGUCAUUGCGGACUCCACGGCGGAUGUCGAGACCGUCGCGGCCGAUCUACUAGCCCAGGCGGAGCACGACACAGAGGCGAGGCCCAUCCUGGUGAGCACGAGCGAGUCGCUGGUGGCGGAGGUGAACGCUUGCGUGAAGAAGCGGCUGGCCGUGUUACCGACGAGGGACACGGCCUUGCAAGCCGUCAAGAAGGGAUUCGCCGUCGUCUGCAAGGACAUCGCCGAAGCGGUAGCGGUCAGUGAUCUAGUGGCACCGGAGCACUUGGAGAUCCAGACGGAGGACUCGCAGAAAGUGGCAGACAGCUGUCUCCACUACGGUGGCCUCUUCAUCGGGCGACGGGCGGCCGAGGUGCUGGGCGACUACGGCGCGGGGCCGAACCACGUCCUGCCCACCGGCGGCACCGCCAGGUACACUGGAGGGCUGUCAGUCAUGACCUUCCUACGCGUCAGGACGUGGAUGCGAAUCGACGAGGCGCAGCCGUCGCAGGCUCUUGUCCGGGACGCGGUCCACCUUGCCAGGAUGGAGGGGCUGGAGGGACAUGCCCGAGCGGCCGAGUGCAGGCUAGACUAAGCCGGGACGCAACAGGAUGCCCGAUCGAGCGUUUGGGUUGUCCCUAGAUUUGUCGCGAACACUCUUGCGUCGCGCCCCCAAGCGGUUGUCGUCGGCUUUUCUCGUUUCCUUUUUUUGGUUUGAACGUCAUCGAUUUUCCGACUGGCUGGCUGAUCGGCACUGGUUGCGUGGUGUCAUGUUUUCGGUGACUUUGAUCGUUUUUUGCGGUUUUGGCGGUCGAACGAGACCUAAGCACAAAGGUGCUACAACAGUGACAGAGGUGCUAGCGCCAGGGACGGCGGUAGGGUUGCAUAAUCCUUCUUCUGCAUUACCUUCUAGUUCCCGUUCGGGCUUCAUGAAGUUCUUGUCCACAAGAAAACACGUCAAGACCAGCAUUAGUUGCGCAACAAUGCCUGAUGUUAGGCGCGAGAAACGUCUGGGUUACAUGGAUCUUGGGAGAGACUCGUCUCUUCGGCCGAUUGGAACAGACGCAAAGCGGCUUCGCUUGCCGCAUACUGGAGAUGGAGAUGCUUCGCAUGCGACGUAUCCGGCACGAGAGAUGGUUUGUCCUCACUCAGGGCGAGAAAAAGUGUCGCGUGGCGACCGCAAACAAUU
Ectocarpus sp. CCAP 1310/34 is the source of this 2236-nucleotide messenger RNA. The record is from the annotation of a GenBank genome assembly. NCBI's taxonomy places the organism in Eukaryota, Phaeophyceae, Ectocarpales, Ectocarpaceae.